AUGGACACUCUAUCAUCGUAUGCGGCCAAAUCGCCGUCGAUCGUAUCGCCGUUCCUUACCUACUUCUCGAGAACCAAUGGGAAUAACUAUGCCUUCGUUGCCUUGUUUGCGCUGCUGGCACUACUUGCCGUGUUCUUCGUGGCGCGUAGCUGGGGCCGGUUCCGCCCCAACGUACCCUUCGCUCUCGAGGACGAGUUCCCCAGUCGGAAAGAAAGGGUACAGCAAUAUGUGCGGAAUUCUCGAGAAGUUCUAGCCAAAGGGUAUUCCAAGUUCACUCUUGAACGGUACACCAAAGUUGGUGCCCUGCCAGCCUGGUCAAUCAAGCUGUUCUCGGCAAAGUUCAAUCCAGCCUUGGUAGAUUCCUACGCUGAGAUAUUCCAGAACAUGGUUGGCGAACACAUUGCGAACCUGUUACCUCCGGCUCACGAAAAAGACUGGGCCUCCAUAAAUGUGUGGUCAUCCAUCAUUCCCCUCAUAACGAAAUCAAACGUUCGAGGCUUUCUCGGUUCCGAUGCCGCCAAGGAUGAUGUCUUCCUUGAUAUUGCAGGCACAUUCAUCAUCAACCAAAUUGUCUACUCGAUAGGUGCAAAGCAGUGGCCGUCGUUUCUCUUGCCAAUCGUACACAAGUACCUCCCUGGUUUCCCAGGUCUCGCCGAACAGUACAGCAACGGCGCAAAGGUGGUCUUGAGGCAGAUGAAAAACAAGAAGGCCAAUGGUCUCAAACCUCUGUCCGAUCCCCCAAGCGUCUUCGAUUACGUCAAUGACGACGGUCAGUAUCUGGACGAUUUGCAACUUCAAAUGAAUAUCCAAAUGCCUCUGUGUGCUGCAAGCAUCCACACUACAACAUCAACAGUCGUUCAAUGUCUUUACGACCUGGCCAGUCGCCCAGAAUAUCUGCCAGCUCUCCGCCAGGAAAUACAAGAGGUCACAAAUGAGCAUGGAGAUAUACUUACAAGACGCGUAGCUUCCAAAUUGGAAAAGAUGGACAGCUUCAUUAAGGAAGUACAGCGUUUUUGCUCUCCUGACUUGACGACGUUCCAGCGCAAAGCCACCGGCCCGGUCACUCUGUCUAAUGGUUUUCACCUCCCAAAGGGUGCAAGAAUUGAGGUUGCCACCGGUGCCAUCAAUGCUGAUGCCGCGCUCUACAACAAUCCCUCGGAGUUUGACGGCUUGCGAUUCUACAAGAAGCGACAAACAGAGGAAGCCCGUUCAAAGUAUCAAGUUUUGAGUGUAAGCAAAGAGGAUUUAGUUUGGGGCUAUGGGCGAGCCGCAUGCCCCGGGAGGUUCCUCGCCGACAUGCUGAUCAAGAUGAUCCUCGUGGAAAUCUUGAAGCGAUACGAUAUCAAGAUGCCCGACGGUCAAGGCAGGUAUGAGAACAUGGAGGUUCAAGGCCAGACAUUGCCAAAUGAACAGGGCGAGAUUUUGAUACGGGAGAGGGAUUAG
This is a messenger RNA of Colletotrichum siamense, 1443 nucleotides long. It is a transcript of the gene BOA4-1, whose product is annotated as Cytochrome P450 monooxygenase BOA4. Bases 1 to 1443 code for a protein of 480 amino acids. NCBI's taxonomy places the organism in Eukaryota, Fungi, Ascomycota, Sordariomycetes, Glomerellales, Glomerellaceae. The record is from RefSeq and is a predicted model, not a curated record. Gene Ontology annotation, molecular function: heme binding; monooxygenase activity; oxidoreductase activity, acting on paired donors, with incorporation or reduction of molecular oxygen. The transcript has 7 exons.